Molecule: messenger RNA, 894 nt
Organism: Zasmidium cellare ATCC 36951
Lineage: Eukaryota; Fungi; Ascomycota; Dothideomycetes; Mycosphaerellales; Mycosphaerellaceae
Exons: 2
Coding region: 1-894 (297 amino acids)
Biological process (GO): fungal-type cell wall organization
Cellular component (GO): cell cortex of cell tip; plasma membrane
Source: RefSeq, a predicted model, not a curated record
AUGCGUUUUUCGGCAUUAAUACCAGUGGUAUUCAUUACCGCGUCCUUCAUUCUCACAUUUCUGUGUCUCUUUGCCGGGUCGCGGAAGGGUUUAUUGGAGGAUUAUGCUGUGCUCACUCUGAACACUUCACGCAUUGGAUAUGAUGUGUUCGACAAUUCGGACUCAUCAUCAUCAGAUAAUGCCGUAACUUCAAUCAUCGACAACAUCGGAGACUCCAUCCAGGAUGAGAUCGAGGAAGGCAUAAACGAUGUAGCGCAAGACCUCGGCAUCCACGACUUCUACUCGGCGCAUCUGAUGAACUACUGUGAGGGCUUCUACGUUCCAGGCGCGACUCCAAACAGCACGGUCUCGAAGUCGCAGAUUCACAAGAAUGUCACCGAGUGCUCAAACCGCACGGCGAUGUACAACUUCGACCCGCAGCAGAUCAUCCAGAAAGAGCUGAACAAUAGCGUUGGGGACGGAGUUGUCAAUCUGGUCAACGAUCUGGACUGGCCUGAAGACAUCACCAAUGGAAUAAGAGCAUUGCAGGUCGCAGCAAAGGCGACCUUCGUGCUGUACUGCAUCGCUAUCGGCUUCAUCGGAAUCGCCUUGAUCCUGGCCGUUGUCAGCAUCUUCUCCGACGGACGUCUGAGCGCUCUGCUCAACGUCAUGGUGGAUUGGCUUGCAUUCCUGGUCAUAGGCAUUGCCAGUGCCAUCGCUACGGCCAUAGCGGUUAAGGGAGCUUCUGUGAUCAACAGGUAUGGCGAUGACAUUGGCGUGAGCGCUCAGCAGGGGAACAAGUUCAUGAUUCUGACCUGGAUCGCGACCGGCUUGAUGCUACUGGCGAGCAUUGUCUGGUGUUUCGACUGCAUCGUUGGUGGACGCCGUCGCGUUUCGAGGCCGAAGUACAACUGA